Messenger RNA from Aptenodytes forsteri (emperor penguin), 801 nucleotides. RefSeq names its product keratin, type I cytoskeletal 18. Lineage: Eukaryota; Metazoa; Chordata; Aves; Sphenisciformes; Spheniscidae. Bases 1 to 801 code for a protein of 266 amino acids. The record is from RefSeq and is a predicted model, not a curated record. The transcript is spliced from 6 exons. Gene Ontology annotation, cellular component: keratin filament. Gene Ontology annotation, molecular function: structural molecule activity. Gene Ontology annotation, biological process: intermediate filament cytoskeleton organization.
AUGCUGAGCGGGCAGGAGAGCGGGCAGGAGGGUCGCGAGACGGGCAGGAGGGUCGCAAGGAUUUGGUUGUGCAAAGGCGGGCGCUCGUGCAAGGUGACGGUGCCUGCGGACGGGCGCCUGUUCGAAAGUGCACGGUCGUGCAACGGGGAGCGGUUUUGCAACGGUGCGUGCUCGUGCAAGGCGCGCGUUCACGCAAAGGUGUGUGUGUGUUCCCGCAAGGGCGCGUGCUUGUGCAAAGUGUCCGGCUACGGGGCCGGCUAUGGGGCCGGCUAUGGGGCUGGGUUGGGGGGCAGCAUGUUGUUUACGGGUUCUGGCAUGGCGGCCAACGAGAAGGAGACGAUGCAGGACCUCAACGACCGCUUGGCCACCUACUUGGAGAAGGUCCGGAGCUUGGAGCAGGAGAACCGGCGGUUGGAGGUCCAGAUCCGGGAUUUCAUGGCCAAGAAAGGUCCCAGCGCCCGGGACUGGGGCCACUACUGGGAGGUCAUCGAGGAGCUGCGGGACAAGGUGGGGGCGCCCAAGUCGCAGGACUUGGGCAAGAUCAUGGCGGAGAUCCGGGCGCAGUACGACACCCUGGCCCCGACGAACCUGGAGGACCUGGAGAAGCAAUGGGGGCAGCAGAUCACCGAGAGCACCAUCGAGAUCACGCAGAGCAGCAAGGACGUCGACGCAGCCCGCAGCACCGUGGUGGACCUCCGUCGCUCCGUCCAGACCCUGGAGAUCGACCUGGAGUCCCUCCGCAACCAGUGCCCGGCCAGCAGCCUGGUUAGAGAAGAUCUGCGUGAAGCCCGGCAGUCCUAA